Molecule: messenger RNA, 1145 nt
Organism: Brassica oleracea var. oleracea
Lineage: Eukaryota; Viridiplantae; Streptophyta; Magnoliopsida; Brassicales; Brassicaceae
Product: protodermal factor 1-like
Exons: 3
Coding region: 108-971 (287 amino acids)
Source: RefSeq, a predicted model, not a curated record
UCCCUCUAUUUAUAAACCCUAGUUUCGAGUAUCAUUCUACCACCAAAGACCACACAACACCACUCACAAAUCCUGCUUUCUCUGUGUUAUUCAGUGAGUUUCUUGAAAUGAGAGGGAUGAAGAGUCUAACCAUUUGGGCUCUCUUUGCUGCUUUACUCUCCCAGCAGCUAUUUGCUUCCGUUACUUCCAUAAGGUUCGAGGACGAGAAAACAUACUACACUCCUCCCUCUGGAGGACACGGCGGUUACACUCCCACUCCUAACUGUGGAAGUCCACCUUACGACCCAACUCCUUCAACUCCAUCUCACACUCCAACUCCUUCAACUCCAUCUCACACUCCAACCCCACACACACCAACUCACCACACGCCUCCCUGUAACUGUGGGACACCACCACACGAUCCUUCCACACCUUCACACCCUUCCACACCAUCACACCCUUCGACGCCUUCGCACCCUUCAACGCCUCCUUCUGGUGGAUACUACACAUCUCCUCCACCAAGUACUCCAGUCGUUGUGACUCCACCAACACCCAUCAUUGGAGGAAGCCCACCAACUCCUAUUGACCCUGGCACUCCUGGAACUCCUUUCGUUCCUACUCCUUUCCCACCAAUCACUGGAACAUGCGAUUACUGGAGAAACCACCCUACACUCAUAUGGGGUCUUCUUGGCUGGUGGGGAACCGUUGGUGGAGCCUUUGGUACAGUCAGUACUUCCAGUAGCAUUCCAGGGUUUGAUCCUCACAUGAACCUUCUCCAGGCACUUUCCAAUACCCGCACCGAUGCCAUUGGAGCUCUCUACCGUGAAGGCACAGCGUCUUGGUUAAACUCCAUGGUCAACAACAAGUUCCCUCUCACGACCCCUCAAGUCAGAGACCACUUUGUGGCAGGACUUUCCUCAACCAAGGCAGCAACUAAGCAGGCCCAUACCUUCAAGCUUGCUAAUGAAGGUCGUCUAAAGCCUAGAAACUAGAAACAAGAGAGUUUCUCAUUUAUCUCAGUCGUUUGUUGGUUUGCAUUAAAACAAUCUUGAUUAAUUAUCCUAUGCAGCGUGUGUGCUCAUUAGAGUUUUUAAGUAUCCUAUAGCUUCUAGCUAGUAAUAUUUAUGAUGGAUACUCCUUUUAUAUUUGAUGUUGUUUUAAAAUUU